Messenger RNA from Alosa alosa (allis shad), 1638 nucleotides. Its product is annotated as phosphatidylcholine transfer protein. Bases 132 to 770 code for a protein of 212 amino acids. Lineage: Eukaryota; Metazoa; Chordata; Actinopteri; Clupeiformes; Clupeidae. The record is from RefSeq and is a predicted model, not a curated record. The transcript has 6 exons. Gene Ontology annotation, molecular function: phosphatidylcholine intramembrane carrier activity; phosphatidylcholine binding.
GACAAAAUAUAGCUCGCAGAUCACAUCCGUCCUGGCAUCAGAUUGGAAUGCCGCGGAGUGUCGCUGACGCAGUUCUUACGGUGUUGGUCAGUCAUUGAUCAUAUGAUCCAACAUUGCACACCUUUGAAAUCAUGUCACUGCACUUUACAGAGGACGAGUUUCAAGCGGCAUGGAGAGAGCUGGAUGAGCCGCAGGUGGAAGGAUGGGAGUUGUUUACAGAGACGAUGGGAGUCAAAAUAUAUCGACGCUACAAUCAGGAAACUGGCCUCUAUGAGUACAAAGUUUUUGGCUCUCUAAACUGCACUCCAGACCUGUGCGCUGAGGUUUACAUGGACUUGGCCUACAGGAAACAAUGGGACAGCUAUGUGAAAGAGCUUACUGAAAAAGACUAUGAUGGGCAGUCUGCAAUUUACUGGGAAGUGAAAUAUCCCUUCCCGUUGUCGAACAGAGAUUAUAUCUACGUGAGAGAACGCAAAGAUCUUGAUAUAGAUGGAAGAAAGAUUUGGGUGAUCUUGGCCAGGAGCUCUUUGGUAUCUCAGUGCGCGGAGAAGAGUGGAGUGAUCAGAGUGAAAGACUACAAGCAGAGUCUGGCUAUAGAGAGUGAUGGUAAUUGUGGCACUAAAGUCUUCAUGAACUACUUUGAUAACCCCGGUGGCAUGAUACCAACUUGGCUGGUGAACUGGGCUGCUAAGAGUGGUGUUCCAGGCUUCCUCACUGACAUGCAGAAGGCUUGCAACAACUAUCAGAACUACUGCAAGAACAAAAAAUGACAUGGCUGAGGCUGCAAAAAUACACAGAUUCUCUACAUGGAAUAUUAUUUUAUGUGCUGUCCGUCCCUCUAUGCUGCGGUGAACCUCUUAGCUUUUGGAUCUUGUCCAGGGGCAUUGGUGAGCUUUUAAUUACUGCAAACAAAAUGAAUUUGGUGCUGUGGUGGCCAAUUUGUACUUUAUGAUUGGUAGUCUUAGUAUUUUACAGAAUGUAUCACUUGAACUAGCACAUACUUCAAAGUUUAUGUCAUAAAAUCACACAAGAGGUUUUACUAAUGUGAUACGUAUAUUGACAACAUCAUGAUCCUGUAGUAUUUUAUCUGUUGAUUUUAAGGAUAUUUUUUUCAUUGAUGGAUACAUCGGUUUGCGUGUACUGUAUCUAUAGGUUCUAGGAUAUCUAGGAUGCUUCCUUAUUUGAACCUUGCACUCACUGUUUUGCAACUGUGUUGUUUUCUGAUUUUGUUCUGAACAAUCUUGCACUGAAAAUCAUUAAUUUCCUUGAUGGUGUACUGCUGACCCUAGAUUUGUUUUCUUUGGAGAAAAAUCAAGGUGUUUGGAUGGUGAUUGUCUGUGCUGUACUUUCCUGAGGACAAACUGUAUGUAGCCUAAGACAAAACAUUUUAUAUUUAGAAGCUGGAACAAAUUAAUUUCUUGAGACACUGGGCACUUGAAACAAAGGACUAUCCUACUCAACAACUUCAUUCACAAAAUGACUUGUGCUUCUGCAGGUGGCUGCAGUGGGUGAUUCUGAAUUCACAAUUUUUAUAUCACCUAUGGUUUGCUACCUUCAUAUGGUGUAAAAAUGUUACACUGCAGGGCUGGUAUUAAAAAUCCUGUUGUUGGCUGAUGCAAUGCAUUGGGCAAAACUACA